Messenger RNA from Mesocricetus auratus (golden hamster), 661 nucleotides. RefSeq names its product diphthamide biosynthesis 3 (gene Dph3). The record is from RefSeq and is a predicted model, not a curated record. NCBI's taxonomy places the organism in Eukaryota, Metazoa, Chordata, Mammalia, Rodentia, Cricetidae. Gene Ontology annotation, biological process: protein histidyl modification to diphthamide. The coding region runs from base 109 to 357 and encodes 82 amino acids. Gene Ontology annotation, molecular function: metal ion binding. The transcript has 3 exons.
CGCCCUCCCGGAAGUGAUCGUCCCGGGUCCCGGGGUGGGACCAGGAAGCCCAGGCCUCGCCGGCGCCGGCGGAGUCAGGCGAACCGAUGCGGCGUCGGCCCGGCCACCAUGGCUGUGUUUCACGACGAGGUGGAGAUCGAGGACUUUCAGUAUGACGAGGACUCGGAGACCUACUUCUACCCCUGCCCCUGUGGGGAUAACUUCGCCAUCACCAAGGAAGAUUUGGAGAACGGAGAAGAUGUGGCGACGUGUCCCAGCUGCUCUCUCAUUAUCAGAGUGAUUUAUGACAAGGAUCAGUUUAUGUGUGGAGAAAGAGUCCCAGCACCUUCAACCAGCAAAGAGUUAGUUAAAUGCUGAAGAAGCCCUGGGGAACCCAAAUUGUGAGCAAUGGGGAAUGAGCCCAGGUGGAUGGAUGAGUGCUGAGUUAAGAAGUUCUACAUAGAACCGCUGUCUUCUGGCUUGCUUCCAAGGGUGUGGAAGCAUCUUCAUCAGCUGCUGAAUUCAUUAAAUGGGCCUGUGACAUAUCAGACCUGGAUUUCAUGCUUACACAGACUUGGAUUAUUAAUUGUCCAUCUGAACAUAAACUGGUCCCUUUUCUUUCUCUCAGUUGCAUCAUUUGAAUGUCUUAAAACUAAUUCUGAAAACAACAUUGCCCACUUCA